UCAAACGCCUCCCAGCCCACCUUUCCUUUGUUUGAACGUCUGUGUCGAGGCAGACGCGCCGCAGGUCGCUCUGCCCCACGUUCUCCCAUGUCUGCGGGAUUAUCCGCCGAGAAGUGCGGGGAGGAGGUGUUCUUCACGCAGUUUCCCGUCCACCGCGCCUGCCGGGACGGGGAUGUGGGCGCCCUGGUGCCGCUGCUGCAGCAGCUGUCGCACCGGGCUCCGCUGACCGCGGAGGACUCCUACUACGGAUGGACUCCCAUUCACUGGGCUGCUCACUACGGACGGCUGGAGUGCGUGGUGCUCCUGGUGCAGAUGGGCUGCGAGGUCAACACCACCACCAGCCGCUUUAACCAGACGCCGACGCACACGGCUGCGUUCGGAGGCCACCCCCACUGCCUGGUGUGGCUGACGCAGGCCGGCGCUGACAUCAACAAGCAGGACUGCGUGGGGGAAGCUCCCAUCCACAAGGCGGCUCGCUCCGGGAGCCUGGACUGUGUCCAGGUUCUGCUGAUAGCCGGCGCGGAACCACAUUUAAGGAACGCCAGCGGACAGACGGCGGCAGACCUGGCGCACGCCAACGGCUUCCACGAUUGUUUCUGCUUCAUCUCCAGAGCCCAGACCCGCCUGGGCCACCUCAGGGAACUCCACGCCCACCUGGCGCAGGGCGAAGACCGAGGGCCCGCCAGUCAGGGGCCACCUGGCAGGAAGAGGCAGCAGAACACCGUGGAAGGUCGUCACGUAAAGAAAGCAAGGCAGGCUGAUGGUGUAUCGGAGCAGAUGAAGAGCAGUGCAGGUGAGGAAGAGGAGGAGGAGGAGGGCAUGAACCUGGAGCAAAGCUCUGGAGACCACACCAAAGCCACCGUGAUUGGCUGUACCCCUCCUCCUACCCCUCUGUCUCCCAUGCUGGGAAACGCAGAGCAAACCACCAGCGUCGCUCCACCGCUGGACAAUCGGAAUGCCCGGCGGGCGCACCAACCCUCAGCAGACAUGUGCGGCUCGCUGCACCUGAGCGGCGCCGUCAACCACCGCUCCGACUGGUGGAGCCUGAUGGAGGCGGGUGGCGGGGAUCUGCUGCAGUACGGACACUUCCACGGCUUCGGAGACACGGCGGAGGACCUGAGUGACGGUGGCAAGCCAUCGCCUGCGGGGACUCCCAUCCUCCUCCACUGCUCCUAGCUCCUACAGGCUGGAAGAAACGAUUAUUUUGUCCAAAGACGGCUCCCAGUUGCCAUCCUGAUGUUCACUCGACUACAGUUCAGCCCACUGUUUCCUUUUGUUUUAGUGUUCUCCGGGACUGGAGGGUUUAGGUCCGUCAGGAGUUCUGUCCUUCACCAGCUGAGAAACCCCUCUCGUACCAAAGGGAACGUUUGAACCCCCCCCCCGUCUGAAGUAUUGAUGUUGUAGGUCAGGUUUACGCAGAGCUGUACUGUAAUUCUCUCAAUGCACUGAAGACCUGUGGGGGCAAGCACGCCGUCCCCAAAAACUGCCUUACAGCAACACAAUGAAGCUCAUUUUCUACCUGUUCCUGCUUUUUCCUGAUAAUAAACUAGUUUUGCAUUUUCAGACAAA
Messenger RNA from Oryzias latipes (Japanese medaka), 1569 nucleotides. RefSeq names its product ankyrin repeat domain 10a (gene ankrd10a). The record is from RefSeq and is a predicted model, not a curated record. Gene Ontology annotation, molecular function: protein binding. Lineage: Eukaryota; Metazoa; Chordata; Actinopteri; Beloniformes; Adrianichthyidae.